This is a messenger RNA of Acanthopagrus latus (yellowfin seabream), 4792 nucleotides long. It is a transcript of the gene mier3b, whose product is annotated as mesoderm induction early response 1, family member 3 b. The transcript is spliced from 13 exons. Gene Ontology annotation, molecular function: transcription corepressor activity; histone deacetylase binding. Bases 715 to 2292 code for a protein of 525 amino acids. Gene Ontology annotation, cellular component: nucleoplasm. NCBI's taxonomy places the organism in Eukaryota, Metazoa, Chordata, Actinopteri, Spariformes, Sparidae. Gene Ontology annotation, biological process: negative regulation of transcription by RNA polymerase II. The record is from RefSeq and is a predicted model, not a curated record.
UCGAUCUUAAAUCGAUAUUUUUAAAUUUUGUGUGCUUUAUUUUUCAUUUCCACGCUAUCGAUUGGGGCGACGAUGGUUUUUGCCUUCUGUAUAGCGUGUUUCGUGUCAUAAUUGUCAUUGUUAUUCCUCUAAAAUAUGCUUGAAUGUCUGGACUGAUCCUUCACUACAAGGCCGCUGCGCCUUCGCUCUCUCAGCUGCUUCGGUGUAGCGGCUGUGUAAAUUGAUACGUAAAUUUAACGUUAGCUUGUUGGUUAAAGGAAAUAACAGAUUGUAUCGCGUGUGUUAUGAAUGGUAAUUUGUUUUUCUCGUUCGGGAAAAAUUGCCGACAGCUAUACGGUAUAGGCCAUUUAACUCUGUCGAUUGCAGUGCCGCGCAAACAGAAUUAGUGUUUACAUUUUUCGGUGCAUAACGUUAACAUCAGGCUUUGGGGGGGUUAGCUUGCUGGCUAGCUUUACUGUUACAGAAGCCGACACUGCGUAAAUCGUCUUGUCGCCCUCCGUUUAUACUUUUAUUUUACUUCGACCGUCUCUUACGAAAGGUAUCAUUUUAAUUAUGUGGUUGUAGAGCUACACUUUUGCUCAAAACAGUCCUCAGUGUGCGGCGUCCAACUGCGGCUAACGUUGAAUUAGCCACCUAUUCCAGGCUUCCCUAGGGAGUUCAAGUCCAGUUGGCUCUUUGUCGUCAGAGGACCAUGACUUUGACCCAACAGCAGAGAUGUUAGUUCACGAGUAUGACGACGAGAGGACCCUGGAGGAGGAAGAGUCUUUGGAGGGAGGGAGGAAUUUCCGCUCUGAGCUUGCAGAUCUGGAAAAGGAGGGGAACAUGCCUUUGGAGGAACUUUUGGCCAUCUAUCGCUACGAAGCCUCAGCAGGCUCCAGUAUAGACAGCUCCUCUGGAGACCUGACUGAUGAGCUGCCAGACAUGACGCUGGACAAGGAGGAAAUAGCUAAAGACCUGUUGUCUGGGGACUAUGAGGAGGAAACCCAGUCGUCAGCUGAUGAUCUGACCCCCUCUGUAACCUCGCAUGAGGCGACGGAUUUCUUCCCAAGAACACUUCGAUCCAACGCCAUCUCUGAUGGUGACAAAGAGUCAGAGUGUGAUGAAGAUGGCCCAAGCCCAGAGGAUUCCAGGAAGGAAAUAAUGGUGGGAACAGAGUACCAAGCAGAUGUUCCUUCUUGCCUCUGUCACUACAAAGAUGGGGAGAAAGCUUAUGAAGAUGAAGACGAGUUAUUAUGGAGCCCAGGUACAUUGUCAGAGAACAAGGUUAGGAGUUUCCUGUGCGACGUGUUGUCACGGACAACAGAUGAAAAGACAGGAUGUGACAAACCAGGGAUGCACGUUCGAGACAAUGAACAGGCUUUAAAUGAGCUCGUCAAGUGUAACUACAACACUCGUGAAGCACUAGAAAGACAUUGCAGCCGUGUAAAGUCCUCAAAAGGAAAAUCACCUCCGUGGUCAGAAGAGGAAUGCAAGAACUUUGAACACGCACUACAGAUGUAUGACAAGAAUUUUCACCUUAUACAGAAACACAAAGUGACAACACGAACAGUAGCAGAAUGUGUGGCGUUUUACUACAUGUGGAAAAAGUCGGAGCGCUUCGACUUUUUUGUACAGCAGAAUCGGUUUGGGAAGAAAAAGUAUAGCAGCUAUCCCGGUGUAACUGACCUGAUGGACAGGCUGGUGGAUGAAGCAGAAGGACUGGCAGUGGACAGUUCCUCCUCUGUGUGUUCGGGAGCAGGCGGAGGAGGACGGCUGGAAACCACCGCCGACCAACAGCUCAGCCUGCUCAACUCUAUCACUGCCAGCGACCUCACAGCUUUGAGUAACAGUGUAGCCACAGUGUGCAGCCCUGCAGAGGUUAGUUGCCUGGACUCCUACAGCUUUCCUCCACUGGACAGUCUCCAUCGUGGGUCCCUGAACCACGACGAAUCCCUUGGGUUCCCUUCUAACGGCGCGGACCCCGACUGCCUCAACAUGCUCGACGCCGGCUUCUACCACUCUGACCUGGGCCAGCUAGGAGGAGUGUGCGUCAACAAGGACUGUGAGCGGCCCUCCAAGAGACUCAAGAUGGCCCUGCCCGACUCCUUUAUCAAUGACGUGUCUGUGGGUAACCUCGGCGUGGACUUUGAAGCGCGACGGACAGCGGCGCAUCACCACCGAAUUACUGGCGCCAAAAUGGCGGUGUCCGUCACAGACUUUGGGAGCUUGGCCGGCAGCAACGAGCCCAACGGGUUUCUGGGAGCACAUGCACGGCACCACACACAGCACACUGCGGCACUUCAGUCAGAGUGAUCUUCGUCGUCUUCUCCCCUUGUUUCUCCCUUUUGAAAAAUCCCUUAUCCAGCGUGUACAUAAGACUGACCUCACUGGAGAAUCUGAUUUGUUUAAAUUAUAUAUAUAUAUAUAUAUAUAUAUAUAUAUAUAUAUAUAUAUAUAUAUAUAUAUAUAUAUAUAUAUAUAUAUAUAUAUAUAUAUAUAUAUAUAUAUAUAUAUAUAUUACACUUUUGUUUUCAUUUUUUGUGUAAUAUGACAUCAGUGAUGUCUAUCAUAUAGAACUAAAAUCUUGAUUUCUGUCAAGAGUUUAUAUAGCCAUUUAUUUUAUUUUUGUUUUGCGGUCUUGAGAUGUAUAACGUCCAUGUACAGUGGGGCCCAGAGGCUGCAGUAGGAGAGUUGUGUAUCUUCCUCCCUCACAUCAACACACAACAUCUUCAGAGCUACAUUAAGUUAACCUGCCAUUCUUUCCAGCUGCCAAAAAUGGCUUAGUUUUCUGCCUCUAGUGUUAGUAUUUAGCUGCUGGUCUUUGUUGCUUGAAGUGGUACUUUUUUUCCCAUUGUUUUUAAUUAGUGUUUGGUUUACAGGUACUUUUUUAGUAAACAGGCCGGUGCAAACGGGUUUUAUUUGCCCCCAAAUAAACCCGGCUAGACAUUGUAUGAAGAGCAACACUAGCACGUAAUUUAGCUUGGAGACCAGGAAGUGUCUUGGCCUCAGUUGCUAAGGCCUUCCAGCUUGGUUUAUUUAAAGAUAAAAUGUUUUCUCCUGUGGAAGCUUGUCUGUAGUUUGCCUGCUCGUUUACUUUUCAACUGUUCAAAGUUGCCAAACUGGAACAUGGGAAUGUUUGCAACACUUCAUUUUAAGUCGGUCCCAAAUUAUAGUCCUCGAUUCAUAGUUUUUCUAUUGGAUUUUUUAAACGGGUGACUACGAACACCUUUUGUAGAGUAACAUAAUGGGAGUCACCUUGUUUUACAGGUGGAUUUUUUUGAUUUUUUUUUAAAAUUUUAAUCCUGCUUCUCUCGUAGAGGGUAUCAGUGAGACAAGAGAACCAUAACAGCAAUAUUGCAAUGCAAAGAUAUUGGUUAAAUGGUUGAUAAAUGUAGACAUCAUCUGGCACCGUAAAGUUUGUAUUUAUUGCAUAUAUGUUUACCUGUUGUGAGAUUUUGUUUUAUCCUUGAAACUAAUGCUUUCAUUCAUGCUACUAUAAGACAAGCUUAGCGGUAUUCGUCCUUUUAGUUGUAGUAAAAAAAAGACAAUUAAUGUUCAGAUAUGCUCCUAAAUUAAGUAAUGCCAUUUCAGACCACUUCGCAAGCUUGGGUUAAACCUGCUAGCAGUAUUAUCUCUUUAUUUAAAGCCACUCUGUGUUUGUAUUUAACCUCUGCCUAACCUGUACUGACUAGAGAGAAUGCCUUCUAUAAUCUGGUUGACAAUUUCUUGGAGUGUAGUAGCAGAAAUGGAGCUUUCCUCUCUUGACUGAAGUCCAUUUAAUUGUGAAUUGUAAAAUGUUUAGCAGGUCAUUGUCAGUUGAUUGGAUGCAGUAGUAGUGUUUACUUAAUUUAUCUAUGCAUUGUGCUAUGAAUAAUUAGUUUGUUUCAGGGGUACAACAUGUUUGUUAUGUCCAUAAUUCUUGUUAUGCACCAUGUGUGUACAGACAGGAUCCAUGCAUAUAGACCAUCAUUAAGUUUUUUUUUUGUUUGUUUUUUAAGUAAUUCAGUUCUAAGCCCAGCGUCAGAAGAUACUCACUUUGCGUUUCAUGUAAAUAAUUAGCAAAUAGCCUUUAAAAAGUCUAUUAACUGACCUCUUACACUUGUGAAUCUGUGUUAAUACAAAGGUUUUAAUUUGAUUCCUUGUCAAAAAGGCAAUAAUUUGUAGAUAUGUACAGAUAUUUUGGGUUUUGCAUUUUACCAGUUGACUUGGUGUUUGAAUUUUUAUUUUUGUUUUUUCUCUCUUUGGAAAAGUCAUGAUACCCAGAACCCCCUCCCCGCCCCACAGGACCCAGCUGAAACCACGCAUGCCAGCUGUGUCCAUUUUCUCAAGUGUACCACUGAAAACGGUUUUACCUAAAGACGUAUUGAUAUGACUCAGUGUUGCAGAUUUGCAUUCAAAACUUGCAGCCAUGUGUAAAAGACACUCAUCUUUCUUUCCUCGAAAAAAAAAACAAACCUUUUUUCCAUGUCGUUGUCUAUAUUUGUCUCGAUGGUAAAGGGAUGGCUGCUGCUCUAAGUAUGUGGAGAGCUAGUUUCUCUUUUAAUGCAAUGUGCAUAAUGCAGUAGGUCCUCCGAGCUCUUCUAGCUUUAGCAGUGCAGUGAUAUUUAUUUCACCUGUGGUUUGUACAAAGACUCAGAAAAACUGUCAGAAUGUAAAGGCCAUUAAGUAGUAGAAGUAGGUUUUUUUUCACCACUCUGUGAACUCUCGAAAAUGUGAUAUUUUAUUGAUAUCUCAUGGUAUGAGACUUGUGUGUGCAAGCAAGCACUAAGCAAAUUUAUUUUAUAUUUUGUAUUGUGUUUUGAAGUUUUAAAAA